This is a messenger RNA of Nothobranchius furzeri (turquoise killifish), 6472 nucleotides long. RefSeq names its product potassium voltage-gated channel, subfamily G, member 1 (gene kcng1). The record is from RefSeq and is a predicted model, not a curated record. NCBI's taxonomy places the organism in Eukaryota, Metazoa, Chordata, Actinopteri, Cyprinodontiformes, Nothobranchiidae. Gene Ontology annotation, molecular function: delayed rectifier potassium channel activity. Gene Ontology annotation, cellular component: membrane; voltage-gated potassium channel complex. Gene Ontology annotation, biological process: potassium ion transmembrane transport; regulation of delayed rectifier potassium channel activity; protein homooligomerization.
AGCGAGAGCGAGGGAUGAGGGAGAAGGGGAAGAGGGGGAGGAGAAAACAAGGGGGGCAGCCUGUUGCUCAUGAUCAUCAAAUAGCCUCCACAAGCCUUUCGUCUGUGAGUGGAUGGAGCAGAAAGCGGAAAACACAUUUCACAUUCAUGUGUUUUCCAUCUACCGCCUUCAGCCUCCGUGAGUAAACUGCUGAGGAUUCAAGAGCAUGGUGAGCCGAGGCUGAGGGGUUGAGCACGAGAUGCGACUGGAUCAGUAAAGAUGACGUUGCUGGCGGGUGAUGGCUCAGACUAUGACUACAGCGCCCUGAGCUGUGCCUCUGACACCAGCCUAAACCAGCCUCCACAGCAAGAGGAGGAGGUUUGUAAAGGAGCUUUUUACAAGAGGGCCCAGCCUGCCCCUGAGAUCAGCACCAUCUCUGACAACACCCCCCUGUCCAGCGCCUGUAAGCUCAGUGCCAUCAUCAAUGUUGGGGGGUUGCGCUACCAGCUGCCCUGGACCACCUUAGAGAACUUCCCCCUGACCCGUCUGGGCCAGCUGCACCUCUGCAGCACCUUUGAUGAGAUCAUGCACAUUUGCGACGACUACGAUGUUGCGCACAAUGAGUUCUUCUUCGACCGCAACCCCUGCGCCUUCCGCAACAUCCUGACCUUCCUUCGUGCAGGAAAGCUUCGCUCCCUCCGGGAGAUGUGCGCCCUCUCCUUCAGGGAGGAGCUGCUCUAUUGGGGUGUCCCAGAGGAGAGACUGGAGUGGUGCUGCCACCGGCGUCUCCUGCAGCGCGUGGAGGAGUUUGAAGCAAUGGAGAGGGCGGAGGAAGAGGAGGAAUUCUUGGAAGAUUUGUUGGAUUCAGAGAACAGGCGCAGGGAGCAAAUAACCGAGUCUAGAUUCGGUCGCUGCAUGAGCAAGCUGAGAGACAUGGUGGAGAGGCCUCAGUCGGGCUUGCCGGGGAAGAUCUUUGCUUGUUUAUCAGUGCUGUUUGUAGCCAUCACUGCCAUCAACCUCUCCAUCAGCACCAUGCCAGCCAUGAGGCAGGAGGAAGAGGAGGGCAAGUGUUCCAAAAUGUGCUCUAACAUCUUCAUUGUGGAGACGGUGUGUGUUGCCUGGUUCUCCCUGGAGUUCUCGCUACGCUUCAUUCAGGAUCGCAGUAAGCUGACGUUCCUCAGAAAGCCUCUGAACCUGAUUGAUGUGGUAGCCAUCCUGCCGUACUACAUCACACUGCUGGUGGACGCCACCUCCAAAGGGGAGAAGCGGCUCGGCUCUGGCAACAGCUACUUAGACAAAGUGGGUUUGGUCCUGCGUGUCCUCAGGGCCCUGCGCAUUCUGUAUGUGAUGCGUUUGGCUCGGCACUCACUGGGCCUGCAGACUCUUGGACUGACAGCCCGCCGCUGCACACGGGAAUUCGGACUGCUCCUCCUUUUCCUGUGUGUGGCCAUCGCGUUGUAUUCUCCGCUGCUGUACUUGAUUGAGAAUGAAAUGGCCACAACUCAGGAAUUUACAAGCAUCCCUGCAACCUACUGGUGGGCUGUCAUCACCAUGACAACGGUAGGAUAUGGGGACAUGGUGCCCAGGAGUAUCCCAGGUCAGGUGGUGGCUCUUAGCAGCAUCCUGAGUGGGAUCCUCCUGAUGGCUUUCCCUGUCACCUCCAUUUUCCACACCUUCUCCCGGUCCUACUUGGAGCUGAAGCAGGAGCAGCAGAGGCUCCUUCAGAGGAGGACACACUUUCUUCUGCGUGGCCGCAUGGCCGGCCUGGGAAGCAACCUUUCCUUAGAGAGCGGCAUCCUCUUCCCCAUGCGGCCAUCUGACACAAGAGACCUGGAAGACUGAGACAAUGGGCUGGGACCCAAAUUGAUGCACGUCUCCGUCUUAGCAGAUGACUUUUAAAGUGUAAUGGAAGGACAUCGGCCCGAUAGACAGCCUCAGAAAGUUCAGAGGGUUCGGUGAUGAAGCAAAAACAACAAAGAGCAAGAAUUUCCUAGAAAGCAACUUGCUGUGCAGCAGUCCGUGUCUUUGGGAAAAAGCCUCAGAAUCACUCUUAGAGGAUGGUUUGUUUUAAUAAACGAUUACAGAUGUGACACCAAACUACUUCGUUUUCAAACUGUUACUGUGAAAGAUCCAUCCAAAACAUUUUAAAUAGCAACUUUUGUCCAAAUUAAUCAUUAGAAAAAACCUUUUUACUAAGGGGGCAACGAUGGCUGAGGAGUUGGAGGGUUGCAGGUUCAUGCCCCGCUCAGUCUGUAGCAGCAGUUGUGUCCUUAGGCAAGACACUUAGGCCCUGUCCACACGUAGCCGGGGAUCUGCCAAAACGUAGAUAUUUUUCUACGUUUUGGCCUGUCAUCCACACGAAAACUGAGUUUUUUCACACGAAAACGGAUCUUUUUAAAAACUCCGGCCAAAGUGAAGAUCUGCGUUUUCUCCAUUUUGGGUGUCUGCGUGUGGACGGACAAAACCGGAGUUUUAAGGUCCGCAACGUCACUUUCCGCGACAAAAAAUGCUGACAUCACGUGUGCGACCUGUGUUUACACUAGCCGACAGCAUGGAUGCCCUCAGAGCUGCGCUCGCUUUAUCAAUCGUCCAAGCGCUUUUUGCUUGUUUGUUUUUGCAAGCGGGAUUACUGCUCCUUGCGGAAGACCACAGACGAAGGACGAGGUUAAGAACGGGGGAAGUACUGCCGCCUACAGGUCUGGUAUGUCCUUAACAACGUAUUUAUCCGGGUACGUGGGGACAGUUUUUUUAAAACGAGGUGGUGUGGAUGCAAGUUUUUGGAGGGGCGGAUGUUCGUUUUUAAAAAAAAACCGGCUACGUGUGGACUAGGCCUUUGUCUGCUGGUGGUGGUGAGAUGGAACCGGCGGUGCCCAGUGACUGCCCCACCUUUUUCAGUUAGCUCCAGGGCUGUUGUGUGUGUGAAUGUGUGCAUGCGGUGAUGAAUGACUGUUGUGUUGUAAAGCACUCUGGGUGCUAUUUAAAGCAGUGGCGGCUCCAGAAAUGUUUUUCUGCAGGUGCUCUGAAGGAGCUAGUCUUUUUAUUGAGGGUGCUAUGAAGGAAGUGGUCAUGCGUACCUGUUGUUCUCUAAAACACCUUCAACACUAGCAGAUAACAUGCAUGCACAACACCUCAACAACACCUGAAACAAUCAUUCAUAUACAUCAUAAACAUGAACAAUCGCUGACUUUUCCAUGAAAUCAUAACAUCAAUUUCCUGUUUUGGUUUAAGUUUUUACUACUAUAUGAUAAUUUACUGAUUAUUUUUGUUUUGUAUGUUAAAUAUUAUCACAUCCACACGUUAAAUUAAAAUUAAAUUGUAAAAAAAAAACAAGUAAUAUUUACUUGGAGGUGCAAUGACUAAUCCAGGGGUAGCUAUAGCGCCCCCUAGCGCCGCCACUGAUUUAAAGGCCACUUACAUUGACAAGAUAUUUAACUAGUGCAGUGAAGCGUGUUUUUCAGACCUUAAUGAGCAGCUAAUUGAGAGGAAACACGACUCCAGUUACAUCAACACUUUUGCAGAUAUGUACAGGUGAAACUCGUAAAAAGGGGAUACGGUGCAAAUGUUCGUUUAUUUCAGUUAUUCAGCUCCAUGCUAAACCAGAUAUUUCAGCCUGUAUUUGUUAUAACCGAUGAUUGUAGCUUAUAGCUUGUAGCUUAUAGCUUAUGAAACCCCACAUUUAAAAUCUCAGACAAUCAGAAUAUUGAGAAAUGGUUCAAGAUUCUAGACUCAAAGUUUCAUGCUCCAGUCAGAUAACGAACACCCACAAAGGGUUCCUGAGCCUUUAGAGGGUAUCUCAGUCUAAGAUGGAUUACUGAAGCAAAAGCACUUUUUCAUCAGAUUCUAAUUUUCUGAGUUUCACCCAAAAUCACAGCUGUUUGUCAGAAACGAGAAUCUUGAGCAAAAGUAACAUGGAGCUGAAUGGAGCUGAGGAAGAGACCACAAUCGGAAGUAGGAACCGAGCUGAGGAAGUAAACAAAGGAUGUGCCUCUCAAUUUUUGUGAAUUAAUUUUCUGACUUGUUUGCCCAAAGAAGAAGAAAAGAUAUAGAAUUUGGGUCAUAAUGUAUAACAAUUAGCCCAAAUAAAUAAGACAAAAACAACAAAACAUAAAUAAGAUUAGUCAGAUAUCCGCUUCAGAAAGUCAGAGAAUGUUUUUAAUCAAACUUUGACACAACACAGCAGCUCCUUGUAGCAACAACGGUAGCCGUGGUGGAAGUGUGUUUAUUUAAAGCAAAUAAAUGCAGUUGUGAAUUCCUCCAAAGUAAAUGGAAGCAGCAAAAUGCCUGUUUUUUACAGCAUAGACAAUAAAGAGUAGAGGCUGCAGCAACCGCUGCUGCCUAUGGCGGCUGCAUUCCUUACACCCCAGCAGGAAAUGCGGGGUCUACCCUUUAACGUCUAUGGAUUACAGUUUCAGCCAUGGCUUUAGCUUCGUGAGAAUCAGGCACUCUUGAACAGAAUUAAACUACAUAGUUCACAAACACCAGAAUAAGCAUGAUCAUGUUAACAUUCAUAUGACAAACUAUGCUGGUGAAGGUUCUCAGUCAUCCAUGGCAUGGUGAUCCAAAGGGGUUCGAACGAAGGCAACUGGACUUCUCUGGUUUCCUGUAGUCUAGUCAGAAUUGGCGAAGCUCCUCGGAUGAGAAUCAAAAUAUCUUCAAGAAACCAAAGAAGUCCAGUUGCCUUCAUUUGAACCUCUUUGGAUCAGACAAACUAGAUAAACCAAAACAUAUGGACAAGUUCAUGAACGAUCGAUCUCAUCCUGGCACAACACUGAUACCCACCAAAGUCAAAAACUGGCAAAACCCCCCAUGAUCCAAUCCAAUCCAAUCCAAUCCAAUUUUAUUUAUAAAGCGCAUUCACAAGGCAUUACAACCAAACAAGGCGCUGUACACUAAAAAUGUUAGUUAAUUAAACCGGCGGUAUACAAACAUGUCGAACACAGAUAAAAGAUAAAAAGGAAAUACAACAAAAUUCCCAAAACUAACAGCUAAAAAUCAAUAAGACACAGGGAGAAUAAAAAUUAGAAAAAUAUUUUAAAAAGAACCUCAAUAGUACAGAAGUUGAUAUUGUGAAGUCCAUUUUUAAACAGUGCAGAUGUAAGUGAGGUUCAUAAUUAUGUUGUAUAAGCUAGGUUGAAGUAGUGAGUUUUCAGGCGUGAUUUAAACAUGCUAGCUGUUGGUGCUAGCCUCACUAGCAGUGGUAAUGCGUUCCACAGCUUGGGGGCACAGACAGAGAAAGCCCUCUCUCCACGGCUUUUUAAACGUGCAUUGGGAACAGCUAGGAGGAGCUUAUCUUCAGACCUGAGAGCACGCGGCGGGUUGUAGUAAUGGACCAGUUCACACAGAUAUGGAGGAGCUUGAUGGUUCAAGGAUUUGUAAGUCAGAAGCAUAAUUUUGAAGUUUAUCCUGAACUGCACGGGCAACCAGUGGAGAGAUUUCAGAAUUGGAGAAAUGUGUUGUCUUCUGUCAGCUCCAGUCAGCAACCUAGCUGCUGAAUUCUGGACCAGCUGAAGUCUAGAGAGAGCUGCUUUACUGAUGCCGUUUAAGCAGGAGUUGGAGUAAUCCAGCCUUGAAGUGAUGAAAGUGUGGACCACCGAUUUCAGAAGACGGACACUCAGGAUGUCAGGAUGAUACCUAAUUCAUGUGUGUGCUUCCAAAGCCGUGGGAGUGAGAGGCUGUUCUCUUUAUCCAUCCUUCUCAUACCCUAGCAGGUCAUGUGGCCUAGCGGGGAGAGGUGGAAAGCAGUCGGAAAACUAACGCAAACAAAAUAUUCCUACAGCCACAUUGUUUGGAGUACAUUCAUGAAUUAUGUCUCGAAAUGCAGGGAUUUUUGUCAGCUUUGAGUCGGGGUUAGGGUUAGGGUUAGGCCAGUGUAACUCUCAUUUUGUUAUGACCUACAGUUCUCCCAGGACUUCAGGCUAAAUCCCCCCAAAAUCCCCAAAACUCACUGCCAACACGUCCCGAAUGAGCUGAAUGUUUUGAAGCUAAAUUUGCUGAAAUUGCCAAAAUAGUGUUGGAGAAGAAGCUGUCUAAAAACACGCAGGAGAAAGUAGUGGCUAAAAGUAAAGAGCAACCAGAUCCCUCUAGUUUGAAUCAAUUGUCAUUGAAACAGUUUUACUCCAUCAUCAAAAUAUCAAAUGAAAGUUUUGACCCAUAGCCAUACAACCAGUAAAACAGAAUCACCAAAGUUGCUGUUUGACGAACAGACAUGCCAUUGUUCUAAUGUCGGAACAAGUCAGAGGAAUUUAAUAGAAGAUGCAGUUUGUGUUGGUGAAGCCUACGAGGAAGAAUCCACGAUUAUAACCCAUACUUAUCUCCAAAUUAUAUUGGACCUCUUAGUAAUCUGCCCUCUGGCAGGGUCAGCAUCUGCAGAAGAACUGUGUCAAGUUCAGUGUUUUCCAUCUUCUCACUGAUGUUCCAGUUGCAACUGUCCACCUGUUCUAAAACAGUGUUACUGUCUUUGUGAUUAGCUAUUUAUAAAUCAUCCUUCUCGUUA